Messenger RNA from Batrachochytrium dendrobatidis JAM81, 1245 nucleotides. Its product is annotated as phosphatidate cytidylyltransferase. The coding region runs from base 1 to 1245 and encodes 414 amino acids. Gene Ontology annotation, molecular function: phosphatidate cytidylyltransferase activity. Lineage: Eukaryota; Fungi; Chytridiomycota; Chytridiomycetes; Rhizophydiales. The transcript is spliced from 2 exons. Gene Ontology annotation, cellular component: endoplasmic reticulum membrane. The record is from RefSeq and is a predicted model, not a curated record.
AUGCCUGCUGUCAACUCCAAACAAGGAUCAUCGUUUAAUCCCUUUACUGCAAAAUGGAAAAAUUGGUGGGUUCGUACAUUCUGGACCGUCAUUAUGAUUUCCGGGUUUAUCAGUAUUUUAAUGGCCGGCCAUGCUUGGGUUAUUGCUCUUGUCACGGUCAUUCAGACUAUUGUCUAUCGUGAAGUGAUCUCCAUCGGUGUUCAGCCAUCCAAGGAGCGUCAUCUGCCAUGGUUUAGAUCCCUACAUUGGUAUUUUCUCGGAUCCACAAACUAUUUUCUUUAUGGCGAAUCUCUCAUCCAUUAUUUCAAGCCGGUCGUCUUUGUUGAUGCAUUCUUGAUGCCUCUUGCUAAUCAUCAUAGGUUUAUUUCGUUUUUGCUCUACUGCCUUGGCUUGGUCAACUUUGUACUUAAUUUGAAAAAAGGAAACUACAAGUUUCAGUUUUCUCAUUUCUGCUGGACUCACAUGGCUUUGCUGCUGGUAGCUGUGCAAUCUCAUUUUAUAGUUAAUAAUAUAUUUGAAGGUCUAAUCUGGUUUGUGCUCCCUGUUUCGCUCGUUAUUUGCAACGAUAUCAUGGCGUACAUUUGUGGUUUCUUUUGGGGACGCACUCCGCUUAUUCGACUGUCACCCAAAAAAACCUGGGAAGGCUUUAUUGGCGGAUUCAUCAUCACCUUUAUAUUUGCCUUUUUUAUAUCUGCUGUAUUGGCAUCGGGAUCCUACAUGACGUGCCCAAUGAAAAACUUUCAAACGAAUAUGAAUUCCGGCCACACUUGUCCUGUCAACCCUGUCUUUGUCAGCCGCGACAUGUAUAUUUUCCCUGCAGUGACUGGGCUGAUCCGAUGGCUGUCUAUGCCUAUUACUAUUCUCUUACCUUCAAUCAUGCCAGCUCCACUUGUCAUUCGAUCCUUUUCCAUCAUGCCAUUACAGUUUCAUGCUCUCCUUCUUGCGUGUUUUGCAUCUCUUAUUGCUCCUUUUGGCGGCUUCUUUGCAUCUGGAGUAAAGCGCGCUUUCAAGAUCAAGGACUUUGGCGACUCGAUUCCUGGCCACGGCGGUUUAACAGAUCGUAUGGACUGCCAAUUUAUCAUGGGAGUGUUUAGCUUCAUUUACUUUCAAAGUUUUAUAGGCACGACGGGUGUCACUGUUGGAACUGUAUUGCAAUCGGCCGUGUCCUAUUUGUCUAUUGCAGAUCAAGUGGAACUUCAUCGUCGAUUGACUCAGUACCUUGCUGGGCAAGGCGUUGAUGUAUAA